UUUAGGCUCUGUCUAAUGUUCCUCCUCUUCGGAACUACUUCCUGGAAGAAGACAAUUACAAGAACAUCAAGCGUCCUCCAGGUGAUAUCAUGUUCUUGUUGGUCCAGCGUUUUGGAGAGUUGAUGAGAAAGCUCUGGAACCCUCGGAAUUUCAAGGCACAUGUCUCACCUCAUGAGAUGCUUCAGGCUGUUGUCCUUUGCAGCAAGAAGACUUUUCAGAUCACUAAACAAGCUAUUGUGACUGACGUUUUCCAGGGUUCCAUGAGGAUCUUCACUAAAAAGCUUCCUCAUCCUGAUUUGCCAGCAGAAGAAAAAGAGCAGCUGCUCCAUAAUGACGAGUACCAGGAGACGAUGGUGGAGUCCACUUUUAUGUAUCUGACACUGGACCUUCCUACUGCCCCCCUCUACAAGGACGAGAAAGAGCAACUCAUCAUCCCCCAAGUGCCACUUUUCAACAUCCUGGCCAAGUUCAAUGGCAUCACUGAGAAGGAAUAUAAGACUUACAAGGAGAACUUUCUAAAGCGCUUCCAGCUCACCAAGCUGCCCCCAUAUCUAAUCUUUUGUAUCAAGAGAUUUACUAAGAACAACUUCUUUGUGGAGAAGAAUCCAACUAUUGUCAAUUUCCCUAUUACAAAUGUGGAUCUGAGAGAAUACUUGUCUGAGGAGGUACAAGCAGUACACAAGAACACCACCUACGACCUCAUUGCCAACAUUGUGCAUGACGGCAAGCCCUCCGAGGGCUCCUACCGGAUCCACGUGCUUCAUCAUGGGACCGGCAAAUGGUAUGAGUUACAGGACCUCCAAGUGACUGACAUCCUUCCCCAAAUGAUCACACUCUCGGAGGCUUACAUUCAGAUAUGGAAGAGGCGAGAUACUGAUGAAACCAACCAGCAGGGGGCUUAAAGGAGGCAUUUAGGGCUUUGCCCCAAGGACUUUGGCUGACAGUGGUACAUGAGCAUACUGAAGCUGUAGCAGAAUGUAGGCUGGCAGGUCCCAGGGCCAGCCCAGUUUGUAUGGGUUCUGGCCAUCUGCCUGGGAUGGCGCUACACUAUAACCCAGCUGUUCCUUAAUCAAUUUAUUGUAACUGAUGCUCCUUUCUCCUUCCCAUCACACUCCUAGCUUCAGCAGGGCAGAACUCUUUUCCAGAUGUACAUAACUUACUUUUGAGUAACUAGGAGUAGCUGAAGGAGAGAUCAUUUCUUUGAAACAUCAUGCUUCGGGAUUCUAGGAGUAAACACGAAGCUAGUGACAGCCAUCUGUUAUAUAGUUAGAUAACUUUUGCUGUGAUUCCUGUCACUUCCUGAUGUACUUUUUGGAG
This is a messenger RNA of Otolemur garnettii (small-eared galago), 1317 nucleotides long. RefSeq names its product U4/U6.U5 tri-snRNP-associated protein 2. The transcript has 7 exons. Gene Ontology annotation, biological process: protein deubiquitination. Gene Ontology annotation, molecular function: cysteine-type deubiquitinase activity. Lineage: Eukaryota; Metazoa; Chordata; Mammalia; Primates; Galagidae. The record is from RefSeq and is a predicted model, not a curated record. Bases 90 to 902 code for a protein of 270 amino acids.